Fusarium redolens is the source of this 3145-nucleotide messenger RNA. RefSeq lists its product as uncharacterized. Gene Ontology annotation, molecular function: DNA-binding transcription factor activity, RNA polymerase II-specific; zinc ion binding. Gene Ontology annotation, biological process: regulation of DNA-templated transcription. Bases 411 to 2804 code for a protein of 797 amino acids. Lineage: Eukaryota; Fungi; Ascomycota; Sordariomycetes; Hypocreales; Nectriaceae. The transcript is spliced from 3 exons. The record is from RefSeq and is a predicted model, not a curated record.
GACGACUUGGCUUUUCUGAUUCCUCUUUCUAUUUGUUUGUUUCUUUCGGUCUGGCUUUGGUAAAAGUGCGAUUCUCUUGACUUAUAUCUCGCGCUCUCUCCCGCGCUGCAAAAGUGAAUGUGGUAGUGGACUGGAGCCUUACGACUACACAGCUUGGAGAACUAAGAUUCACUGAAUAACGUCCAAAAUCACGACAUUUGACGGUCUCAACAUACGAAGAGUGAAUGAUUGGUAUCCAAUCUCAUAUUUACGGACUGAGUUUCACUAUACAAACAUUCGAUUUCAUCGCCUGGACUAUUCUUCUUAUCAUCUCGCCUCUUAGACCUGGAUAUAAUCAACCAAUAUCUACAAUCCAAGCUAUUUCUAUCAAAAGAACAGUACAUAUAUUUCGUCUUAUAUAAACUACCAAGAUGGCUUCCGUCCACUCCCGGCCGUCACCGAACUCCUCGUCUUCCCACGAAUUCGAGUCUCUUCCCGACGACGAAUCAUGGCAGUAUAUCGACUACACAGCAACGGGUACUGGCCCGUCAUCGAUCGGGUUUCUUUCUGACCCUGCCAGUGGAAGUCUAGGGAGCUUCGCAAUGAUUGGAAAUGUCCAUGGAACACCAUCUCCAUUUAUGCCAGGCAAUACACCCUCACCCUAUGCUGCCGGCAACACUCCUCCACCAUAUACCUCUGCGAACAACUCAUCGCCCUUCAUGCUUGGAAACACACCUUCGCCAACAGCUGCUUCUCCCCUGUUACUAGAAGAGAUGGAUCCAAGUGCAUUCUUUGCCGCCAAUGCCUCUUCAUUUCAGCCUCAAGCAAGCAAUACCAACACGGACAUAUUUGCUACCACAACAGAUGGUGGAUUCACUCAACCGCAAGACUUCUUGACCCCGCAGCAGUAUCUCUUCUCACAGCAAAAUCCGAACCAAUUCCAACCUCAAGGCUUGAAUGGUAUGCUGAAGCGGAGGACGGCCUCCCCUCAAGGGCAGGGUACUGAUGCUGCUGCAGACAUGACUCUCAUGCAAAAUUUCACAGCCGACAUGUUCUCGAUAGACUCGAACGAACAAGUUCAGGUACCCCAAGUCAAUUUUAACAUGCAGCAGCCUCUACAGUCGGACCCUAACGUUCCGCCAUGGAACCCUACGAAUACGAGGGGUAAUGAUGCGAUCUUCAUCAUGGAUGACUUCAACAACUCUCCGUCACCCGUGAGCAACUACUCUCCGAGCUCGAUGAACAGUUCGAAAGCAAGCCCCAGCGGAAGCAAGUCUCCAAUAUCGAUACCGAUUCGAAAGGUGAAGGUCGGAAAGGUCGAGAAGAAGAAGAAGGCAGAACAGUCUGGCAAGUUUGUCAUUGUGACUCCUAACUCCAUCUCAGCCCAUGCUGGUCGCGAAAACCCGUUCGAGUGCUUCGAGGCUAUGAACCGGACAAGUCAACGAGGACGUAAAGGACCUUUGGCAAAUGCUACCAAGGAGAAUGCGCUGCAAGUUAGAAGACAGGGUGCUUGUUUCUGCUGUCACAGUCGCAAGGUCAAAUGCGACCUUGAACGUCCUUGCAAGAGCUGCAAGAAACUAAUGGUUCAAGUUCCUCAAGUUGUCUGCUGGCAGUUCAGCGACUUCGUAACCAUUCUGUUUCCCGUAUACAUUCGUGGUCAUCUGGAAAGCAAAGAGAUGGCCAAGUUCACCAAGGAGAACAUCGCUGGGUUCCAUAUUCAGGGGGUUGAGCAGGUGUGCUCUGUCAAACUAUUCUCGGGACCGCGAUUCAGCACGGUUUUGGCCAUACAAGCCAAAUUCUUCACCCCAACCAACGCCGAGGUCGAGAAUCAUUGGCAGCUACAUAACUUGGGACAGAAUAAGGUUGAGCUGAGGGCCAACAAGGCAGCCAACCUUGGUAUCGACCUUGACAAGUCCGCGGAGAGGGAUAACCUCAGGAAACGAACCAAAAGAUACAUCCAAGACCUUCUGAACGAGCCAGAAUUUGUCGCCCAAGUCACAGAUAGCAUCACAAGCACAUAUCUGCCGGCGAAACUGCUGCGGAUCGUCAAGGAGUAUGCUGACGAGACUGAGUCCCUCAUGGUCAAGCGUGCCUUGUCGAUCUACUGUAUGCAUUACAUCAUGACAAGACAGCUCUGCCUCACUCAACAGACCACCGACUCCCUUCGAUCCGUCGGUAUGAUCGAGCAGGGCCCCAAUUAUGUCACCCCCCGAGUCCUCGCACGACAGAUCAAGUCCAUCGUAGACGAGCUGAUGCAUCGUGAGGUACAAUCACUAUUCGAGCUCUUCAACCGAUCUCUCAAGCCGAAGUCCCGACGCGAGUGGGCACCCUGCACCGCCGCCUUUCUCGUCCUCUGCCUCUUCAUGGAGGCUGUAGAGACGGCAGCUGACACGUUUGUGCUCGCGCAGAACGAAAUCAACAUGAGGCACAGCGCUAGACCGGAGUACGAAAGAAGCCUUGCGCUGAAUACCUGUGCCGAGGUCGAGAACAUGCCUUUCAAGCAAUUCGCUUACCAGUUCCACCAAGUCUAUCAGACGCACAGCAAGGAGGCCAACUCAAAAGGUUUCAACCCCGUGCUUGACAGCAGCUUUGCCGAAAAGGGCGAACUAGACGGACCGGCUGUGAAGUUCUCGGCUCAACUGCGAGAACUAUUGUUCGGCGACAGCUGGCAAGAGUUGCAGUUUCUAGCAGCCACCGACAUGAUACCCAACACGUCGACUCAUCCGUUCCCUAUGGAUCCGCAGACAUUGUACACGGGGCGCCUCGUGGCUAGGUUUCUCAUAUCGUUCCAGGACGAGAGAAGCAUUUUCGAGGACCUUGUCUGAGUGAGAGCUAUUUGUCCGAGACAUGUGCUGAUAGAAGGGCGAAAUAUGGUGAUCAACGUUUGCUUGGGAGACAUGGCGCAUGCGAGGCUUUGCUUGGUAUAACGGUUAAUGGGACACGAACACCUUGUACGGAGCAUUAGAUUUCUUGAAUGAUAUGACCGAGGGAACACGCAGGCGGCACACAAGGCUGAAAGAGCUAUAUGCGUGCAUGUACAGAGUAACAGGAGUGUCUCAAAGUGAGCUUGAGAGAGAGCAUGUUUUCGUUCAAAGCUUAUGGUAGCAUCAGUAUGCUCAGCAUGACAUGAGCCAACAUUAUUCUUGACGACGGGCAAGACAUUACG